Molecule: messenger RNA, 297 nt
Organism: Nematocida homosporus
Lineage: Eukaryota; Fungi; Microsporidia
Exons: 1
Coding region: 1-297 (98 amino acids)
Source: RefSeq, a predicted model, not a curated record
AUGUACUACUGGGGUGAUUGGGAUUGGGAAUUAAUCUUAGAUUUAGUUGGGAUUAAUAUUGGAAUAGUAAGACGAUUAGUAAAAGGAUUAUUAAAAGGCCAUAACAAAAAGCGAGUAAGAUUAUCUCCUAGUGUGCGACAAGUGAUUUGUGAGUGUUAUUUAGUAAAGAUACCGGGUGUAACCAGUUGGAGUCGACUGGUGAAAGAAGAGUCGGGUGAGUACUUAAUAAGUGGAUGCCGGGAAUGUCAGCACGUAAGUAAAAUUAGAGUGCUUUGUAAGCGCAAUAAGUUAGAUUGA